Molecule: messenger RNA, 891 nt
Organism: Sclerotinia sclerotiorum 1980 UF-70
Lineage: Eukaryota; Fungi; Ascomycota; Leotiomycetes; Helotiales; Sclerotiniaceae
Exons: 2
Coding region: 1-891 (296 amino acids)
Source: RefSeq, a predicted model, not a curated record
AUGAUUAUCGGUGCAUAUACGAAUUGCGAGUCCUGGAGAUCAUCAGCGUUCAUGAGAUAUAACGUUUUGCGUCUAAUUUCACGCCGGAGCAAAGGCGCCGAAUGUGCCUCACUGCCAUGUUCCAGUCUGGAAUUUUCAAUCUUUUUGUUGCAUGGUGAUCUUUGCGUUAUGCGUCUCCUGCACGCUGUCAUCAAUGAAUCCCAUCCAGACCAUCUUCCCCGUUCCAAUGCCGAAGUGAUUCAACUUCUCAACGACUUGACGUCCAAGGAGGAGCUAGUCCUCUCGCAUGCCAAUUUCAUGAAACCCCUCAAAGAGCAUGAGGAAUUACAAAAAAUAUGUCUCUUUACCACAGUAUGCUUGAUAGUUGUCACAAGCAUCGCUGAAGAUCUCAUCGAAAGUGCUUCUGAAGAUUCCCCGAUAGAAUCAGCCCCGGUACGUGAAGCUUUAAUGAUGAUCCAUGGGGCAUUUGGGAAAUUCGAGCCACUAGCCGACAAUUUCGAAGCGAAGCCCCAGCCGUUCCAAACGUGUUGCUUCUCAUACUUGGCAGGAUGCUUGAAGUAUUCUAUCUUAUUCCAACGCCUCCUUUAUCCCGAAGACCAAUGCGAACACCUUGAAUACUUUGCCGAAUCCCUCAAGAGCAUCAACGGCUUUUCUCUCAUAAUCGAUAGCAUUCAGAAUUAUCCAAAACCCAAUUCAAGACAUAUAACAAUUUAUGACUGUAUACCACCUCUUCAUGAAACACCUAUAUUUUGUCAUUUGCAAGCACAGCCCGGAAAGCCAGUCCGUCCUCAAUUAUAUCGGAAUCAGAAUCCUUACGGCCCAGGACUUCUACGAAACAUAAAUCACCCUUCGAAUGAAGCUUAUAUCAGAAUGAAAGGAUAUCUUCUCUGA